Messenger RNA from Polistes dominula (European paper wasp), 2518 nucleotides. It is a transcript of the gene CycD, whose product is annotated as cyclin D. Lineage: Eukaryota; Metazoa; Arthropoda; Insecta; Hymenoptera; Vespidae. The record is from RefSeq and is a predicted model, not a curated record.
UUGCUAAACACGCAUAAUUAUUAUAUUUCUUUCGAUUUUGCGUGUUAUUAAUAAUACAGUGAUAAUCAGUGUGUAAUUAUAAAGUGCGACCAUUUAAAAAUCGGCAAGACAAAAAUCUCGUUGCAAGAUAAAUCUCGAAUAGAAGAAGUUUAAUAUCCUUAAAAAGACUGGGAAACUCAAUACUCUUUACUAUUAUUUCACUUCUGUUUAAAUCCGUUCAAUUAUUUAAUUUGUCUUAAUCACAAUUUAUAUCUCAGUAAAGACAAAAAUUGCAACAAAAAGAAGAAAAGUACAUACGAAUGAUAAAACAAAAACAAAAAGAAGAAGAAGAAGAAGAAAGAAGAUAAAACAAAUUUGUAACAUUUCAUUUUGUCAUUUGAAAAUAUCACAAAUCCAUAAAAGACAUUUGAGAGAUUAACUCACAUACGAGUUCAAUAAUUUUGAGAAGAAACAUUUUCUUCUGUGCAAAUAUUGUUUGUCGAACUUAAUUCAAUUAAUUCAAUUAAUCAUGGAUCUACUUUGUUGCGAACGAUCAACCGAAACCGAGUGCAGGGCUUAUGCCGAUCCAGCUUUGAUUCAAGAUGAUCGAGUUUUACAGAAUCUUUUGAAGACGGAAGAAAUUUAUGUACCUAACAGAUCAUAUUUUGAGUGCGUACAGAAAGAAAUCUCACCACAUAUGCGCAAAGUUGUUGCAGAAUGGAUGUUAGAGGUAUGCGAGGAGCAAAAGUGCCAAGAGGAAGUAUUCCCCCUAUCGAUGAACUACGUCGACAGGUUCCUUUCGGUCUGCACGAUCAGGAAGUCGCAGCUGCAGUUGUUAGGAACUGCAUGCUUACUACUUGCAUCGAAGUUAAGAGAAUCAUCGCCGUUAAAAGCCGAACUUCUCGUUUUCUACACAGACAACUCCAUCACUCUCGAUGAUCUUUGGAGGUGGGAACAGCUAGUGGUUUCAAAAUUAAAGUGGGAACUAUCAGCAGUGACGCCUAGUGACUUUCUGGUACACAUUCUUACCAGAUUACGUCUACCAUAUAAAUGGGAUAGCGUGAUGGUCAUGAGGCAUGCACAAACCUUCAUAUCCUUAAGUGCGAGAGAAUACAAGUUUUUGACGUAUACGCCUAGCAUGGUAGCAGCUGCAAGUAUCGCAGCAGCACUUCAGGGACUUGACUGGACCAAAAAGAGCGGUUUUGGAAUUUCUGUUCUUCUCGAACACUUAACUAGCAUCACAACUAUCGAACAGGCAAAUGAGUGUGUCGAUGAUGAUGAUGAUGGUAAAGAGAGUAACAGCAGCAGCAGUAGCAGCAGGUGCCAGGCACAUGUGCACGCAAAAAAAAGGUCGGCAAGAUGGGACGAUAGAGCGGAAAAGCUUGAUUAUCUACGAGCUUGUUUAGAACAAAUAGAAGAGAUGGUUGCAAAAGCACAAAAAGAGGGUGGUAGCACAACAAACGAUGACAAAAAUGUUACUCGUACUGAAGAAACUGUUAAAACAAUUGAACAGGAAGUUGUUAACAAUGUUUCUAUCGAACAAGAAGAAGAAGAAGAAGAAGAAGAAAUGGAAGAAGAAGAACAACAGCAACAACAACUACAACUACAAGAACAAUUGCAACAACAGCAAGAACAAUUACAACAGCAACAACAAUUGCAACAACAGCAACAACAACAACAGCAGCAGCAACAACAAAGGCAAUUGGAGGAACAGGAAGAAACAGCGGAGGAAAAAUUGAAAGAACAUGAGAAGGCAGGUACACCAACCGACGUCAGAGAUGUUCAUUUCUGAACCCAAGAAAACGAAGCUAUGAAAACGAUGACAACGCAUCAACACCAUUUGCAGCAACUAUAAUAAUAAUAAUAAUAACAACACAACAAUACAAUUAUAACAAUAAUUGUCAUCAAUGAAAAUAUGAAUCAACGACGACGUUGUGUUAUGAUUGGAUGAAGAACAAAAAAGAAAAAUACUAGAAAAAUUGUUCCAAGUUUUAAGAAAGAACAAAAGAAAAAGAUCUUUAAAGAAGAAAAUGAUGGAAAAAUUGAUAUAAGAAAAAAAAAACAAUUAACAAUAUUCGUCGUUGAACUUCGUCAUCAUCCACCAUCUUUUCUUUCGUUUAAAACGUUGAGCGCCACGUCAGCCAUCUAAUGUCAAUCACUGACACUAGACUUUCCGUUUAGGCCGCGUCAGUCAUAAAUGACUGACACUUCGACUAUUUCUCCAAUCAAUGUAACGCCUGUGGCCUGACGGGAGUUUCUCUAAAAAUUCGUGUGGCACUCAACAAAUUAAAAGAAAAGGAGAGAAAGAGAUAACUAGAUAAAGUUAAAUAGAUAAAAAGAGACAAGAGGAAAUACGCCAUCACGAAACUUCGUAAUUUUGUAAUAUUUUUUUUUUGUUUUUUUUUUUUUUUAACACUAAGGAGUGGGCGUGCUGCGGGGGGAAGGCAAUGCAAUACGCUUUAUGCAUCUAUUAUUAUUAUUAUUAUUAUUAUUAUUAUUAUUAAUAUUAUUAUUAUUAUUAAUAUUAUUCAAUAUUAUU